AAUGGACAAAACUGACAGGACAAAAAACACCCGGUUGAGUGACUACUUUCCAGGUUUCCAGCCAAGCCGAAGUUUUUUUGAGUGCUGGCAUGGCGUCGUCCCCAGAGGCCCAGUCGGACAGCAGCAGCAGCAGCGAGGACGAGUUUGACCUCGGCGGGUCCUCGCUCAAGUCCAGCGGCGACGCUUCCAAGAGUAGCAAGCCGGCAGACCCGGACAAACUCUUCAGCGACGACAGUGACGAAGAGGAAGAUGACAAGAAGGAGGGAGAUGACAAAAAGGGAGUGUUGUCCCCUAAGAAGGAAGAGAAGGACAAGGAGAUGGAAGAUCUCUUCGGAUCCGACUACGACUCGGAGGAGGAAGAAUUCAAGGCCUCAGGUGUGAAGGAAUCGCCCGCCCGCGACGGAGGACGCAGCAAUGAGGAUCUCUUCGGCGAUGAGGCCGGCGACCGUAGUGCCUCUGGAGGUGGUGACGGAGACAACGGCUACUCGGACAACAUGUGGCUCCCCAAGACCCCCAAAGCCCCCAAGACAGCCAAGUACUUUAUCAGCAAGAUGCCUAAUAUCCUUCGCCUUGUGCCGGAGCCAUACACUAAGGAAGCCAUCCGAGCCGAGAUGGACAAUCCAUCGGACGAGACCUUGUACCGUAACUACGUGCGCUGGCGCUACAAACGCGACCCUGCUACUGGUCGCGUGCUGUUGGACGACAAGACCAACUUGCCAUUACGGGAAUCCAACGCCAAGCUGGUGCAGUGGGAGGACGGCACGUUCUCCAUGUUUGUGGGCAAGGAGGCGUUGACUCUGUCCCGUCAGAAACUGGCUAACUCGUUCCUGUUCGUGAACGAGAUGGCGAGUGAUAGUCCGCACUACCAGGAUAGUGACGAUGUGGUGCCAGGACAGGAAAGCGUGCUGGAGUGCCAUGCACGCCUUAAGGAGAAGUUUACGAUUCGUCCGAUGACCACAGCCAGCAAGUCUCACAAGAGUCUCACCAUGUCCAUGCGAGCCAAGCACAACAAGAGUGUGCAGAAGCUUAAGGAGUACAUUUCAGAGCUGGACGGCGAGCGUGAACAGGAGCAGCGUGUUAAGAUCACUGACGAGAAACUCCGGCUGCAGAACCGCAAGAAGGCACGUCAGGGAUACGAGUACGAUCGCGAGCGCUCCUCGCGCAUGGAUGCGCAGUUCUUGGAGGAGGGCUACGAUGCCAUGGAUUACGAUGACGACGAGCACGUGGGUGCCAUCAAGGAACAGUUCGGCAAGCGCAAGGGCUCUGCAGCGCACCGCAAGCAUGGUGUCCGUCGUCCGGUACCUGGUGGUGGCUUUGACGAGUACCGUAGCAGCCAACGCCAGCGUGAACUCGAACGCGAACGUGAAGGCGAGAGAUCAGAGAGUGACAACGACGCUGGUGUGGACGAGGGCGAGGACGAUGAAGAGGAGGAGGAGGAGGAGGUGGUUAUUCGCAGCCACAAGAAGCGACGCACCGUGGACGAAGAGGACUCGGAGUAAGCAUGUCGAAAACAAGCAGUCCAAAACAGCAAACCCCACCUCAAUCUUACCGUUAGUACUUUCGUUAGAUCGUGUGUUGAGUGAGGUGUGCGUACAUGUAGCAGAUCCUACAGAACAGAAUGGUAACGUGGGGGGGAAAAUUCCCACAUUACCAUUUUGUUUUGUUUGAGUAUGCUGAGUUGUAUGCAAGUCUUGUCGCUUUCAUUGCUUACAAUAGGAGCUUAUUAUCAAAGGGACUCUCUGGG
This is a messenger RNA of Phytophthora nicotianae INRA-310, 1744 nucleotides long. RefSeq lists its product as hypothetical. Gene Ontology annotation, cellular component: nucleus; Cdc73/Paf1 complex. Gene Ontology annotation, molecular function: RNA polymerase II C-terminal domain phosphoserine binding. The transcript is spliced from 2 exons. Bases 90 to 1499 code for a protein of 469 amino acids. Gene Ontology annotation, biological process: transcription elongation by RNA polymerase II; positive regulation of transcription elongation by RNA polymerase II. The record is from RefSeq and is a predicted model, not a curated record. Lineage: Eukaryota; Oomycota; Peronosporomycetes; Peronosporales; Peronosporaceae.